AUGGUAAACAAAAUAAGAGUUUUGACAGUUUUUGUGUAUGUAAAUCCAGUACUUUUUCAUGCAUCAUUUCGGUUACAGAAUGACGCACGAAGAAAUAUCUUAUUAACAACAUUUGGGUACAAUGUCGGUGGCACCUUCGAUUUUAGGUUGUACAAUUUCACUGUUCCUGUUGAGCUGGUGUCUCCAGAUGUGGUUAAGGAACAGCGUAAUACCGACAGAUUUGGUGUAAUCGGAUUUACAUUAUCUCGAGGUAAGGAUGUACUAGAUGGUGUUCGAAUGAAACCACAUGUGUGUGAAUUAUCACAACUUGAUCAAGGUUAUGACGCUCUUUUUUUCAUAUUUAAUUUUACCCAAAAUAGCCUGAAGGUUUUACGCACCGGAUCAAUCUAUAAUUUACAACUGUGCGGAAAUUUGGAAAGUUGCCCAAAAUUAACAAGCCCAACUUCAUCACAAUCUUCACUUAGUGAUGGCACAGAUAUAUCUACAAAGAAAGAAGCAUAUGUUAUCGAUACUGAAAAUGAAUCUGGUCUUCUUAACAAGCUGCACAGACUACAUAACAUGUUUUUCCCAGCAACUGCUGAUGAAACAUUGUACAAAGACUAUGUUCCACUUAGUCUUUCUGGUGAUCAGUAUUCUACUGCGUUUUCAAUUCGUUUCACGGAAGGACAAGAAGGUAGUUACAGUUUUAUUUAUCACAACUGCUUCAAUUAUCGUGCACACGGUUACAACAAUCAAGUUGCUGUACAUUUCACGGUUGACAUUACUGAACGUAACAUCGGGUCAUAUCUUUCUGCUGGUGAUAUAGCUAAACCCAAAUUUUAUUUGUUAAUGUCAGCAAUGUUUGCACUCGCUGCCUGUAUUUGGAUGCAAAGCAUUUAUCGUUCAAGACCUGGUACGGUGUAUAAAGUCCAUCACUUGAUGACAGCACUAGUCAUCUUGAAAGCGUUAUCUUUAUUAUUUCAUGGUACAAAUUAUUAUUUUGUAGCAGUAUAUGGACAUCAGCGCGAGAUUUGGGCUAUUGUUUACUAUAUUACGCAUCUAUUGAAAGGUGCGUUAUUGUUUGGCACUAUUAUUCUUAUUGGAACGGGAUAUACAUUCUUCAAGAACUUUCUAACAGAUCGAGACAGAAGACUGUUCAUGAUAGUUAUGGAUAAUGUUGCUAUGAUAAUUAUUGAAGAAAGUGAAUUCGGGCAGCAGGGUUAUCAAUUUUGGUUGCAGAUAUUCAUAUUUUUUGAUCUUCUCUGCUGUGUUGCAGUUAUUCUUCCAGUUAUAUGGUCUAUGCGUCAUUUGGAAGAGGGUUCUCGAAGUGAUGGAAAAGCAGCUUUCAAUCUUGAGAAAUUAAAAUUAUUCCGACAUUUUUAUUCAGUCAUUAUAGGCUAUAUCUAUUUCACUCGCGUAAUCAAAUUCAUCGUUGAGGCAGUAGUACCAUUUAACUACAAUUGGAUAACUGAUUCAGUUGUAGAGUCAUCGACUCUUUUAUUUUUCGUUACUGCGGGCUAUCAGUUCAGACCGCAAGAAAAAAAUCCGUACUUAAGGUUGUCUCAAGAUGAUAGCGAUGAUGCAGAAGCAAUAACGAAGAAUGGUAUUUUCGAGAAUAUUUCAAGGUUAAAGCGAUUUUCUGUACGUGAUGAAACUUUGGAUGAUAUACCAGGUGUCCUAGGUGGUAAUAUUAGGGAUUCGGAGGAUAGCGCUCCAGAGGAUAGUUUUUAUGAAAGAGGAUCAAAACUGACGCCGAAAUCAUCAGUUCUUUGA
This is a messenger RNA of Thelazia callipaeda (thelaziosis nematode), 1752 nucleotides long. The record is from the annotation of a GenBank genome assembly. Lineage: Eukaryota; Metazoa; Nematoda; Chromadorea; Rhabditida; Thelaziidae.